AUGGGGGCCGCGGGCAGCAACCCCGCCGGGGAGCCGGCCGAGCGGGGCUUCCCCCCGAAGUUGCGGUCCAGCCGGCUUUGCGCAGAGGGAGCCGAGCGGGGCUCCGGCCUUCCUGCGAUUCUGCGCUCGCCCGAAAACCUGCGCUGCGUCUGGAUCCCGCGCAGCGAGCGGUCUCUGCGGAAGCGGGGCUCCGCUCUGCGCCCCUCCCGCUCGGGCCAUGGCACAGGCGCCCUGCCCGAUGCUUUGUGGGUGCGAAGCUGGAAACGCCUCCUCUCCCACCUGGGUGGGACUCUGCUGGGUCUGGAGCAGGCCUUGGCCCCCCGAAGCCCCCCGAAGAGAGAGCUGGUGCAGGGAGACAAGAAGACCCCUGAUAUGGCGGGUGCCGAGUGGCCAACGGCCUCCCAUGCCUCGCUCUUCCUGCCGGAGUUUCCUGUCCAGCCUCCACUGCAGCGGCAGCAACUCAAGAUUCUGGGCUUCCUGGCCAAGGGCACCUUUGGGACCGUCCUCAAAGUGCUGGACAGCUCUCAAGCGAAGGUCUUUGCGCUGAAGGUGGUGCCCAAAGUGGAGGUGCUUCGCAGGGACAGCGUGAGGCAGUGCAAGGAGGAGGUCAGCAUCCAGAGGCAGGUGCACCACCCGUUCCUCCACUGUUUAGGAGACAGCUGGCAGGGAAAACAUCAUCUCUUCAUUAUGUGCAGCUACUGCAGCUCCGGGGACCUCUUCACGCUGUGGAAGACGGCCGGGCCCUUGGCCGAAGGUGCCAUCCGACUCUUUGCCACGGAGCUGGUGCUGGUGCUGGCCUAUCUUCACAACCAGGGUAUCGUUCACCGGGACAUCAAGAUGGAAAACAUCCUUUUGGAUGAACAAGGUCACCUGAAGCUGGCCGAUUUCGGGCUCUCGCGGCAUCUGCCGUGGGGCAGGCAAGCCUUCACCAUCUGUGGGACCCUCCAGUACAUGGCCCCAGAAGUGCUGAGUGGCGGUCCGUAUGCCCACGCUGCCGACUGGUGGUCCCUGGGGGUGCUGCUGUUUGCAAUGGCCACUGGACAGUUCCCUGUCUCCCCGGAGCGAGACCACCUGGCCAUGUUGCGGAGCGUGAAAGGCAGCACGUAUGCCAUCCCGGCCGGGCUCAGCUGCGGCCUCCGUCUCCUGCUCAGCGAGCUCUUGUGCCAGGACCCUCAACGCCGGCCCUGCCGUCUUCACCACUUCCGUGCCCACCUCUUCUUCCGUGGCAUGAGCUUCGAUGCCGACACCCUCAGGAAGCAACCGGCAGAUUUCGCCCUGCGCUGGCAGCAACUGCAGAGCCCCCCAAUGGACCCCGCUGCCUUCUUGGAGUUCGACUGUGAUCUGGGCGGGCCCUGAGCCACCGGCAUUCCCAAGGGACGCAGCGCCCCAGCGGUGCCCGCGAGAUACUCUGGGCAGGCACUUCUUGGCGUGGAUCCUUGGGCUGAAACCCCACCGUAGACCCCCAAGGCGGGUCCCCCGUUACCACCAGCAGGAUGUGGGCACCGGUUUCCUUCUUUCCAGCCCUCGUGGUGCUUUUUGGGAAGGCUUGGGGUGGGGUUUGGGGACCACCAAUAUUGGGGAUCGGAAGAGGCAGAUUUGCAGAGCAGGAUGGGAGGAGGAUGGGACCCCAAAGGAUGGGAAUAUUCUCUUCUUCCUACUGUUUAUAUAUUGUUACAGGUAGUCCUCGACUUACAACAGUUCAUUUAGUGACCGAACGGCACUGAAAAAACCGACUUAGGUCUUAAGGGACUUAGGGACUUAAGCCAGAUUCACUUAACAGCCGUGUUCCUAACAAUUGCAGGGAUUCACUUAGCAACUAGGGCAAGCAAGGUCAUAAAAUGGGGCAAACUCACUUAACAACGGUUUUGCUCAGCAACAGGCUCAAUUGUGGUCGUAAGUUGAGGACUAUCUAUACUGGUUCAGUCUUCUUUUUACCAGUUUUACAGACUACAUCCAUGCUUUGCAGUGGGUUUUGCUCACACCGGAAAUCUCUUUUUGGGGUCUCUGCAGGGGUCCCUGCUUGGUCUUCAGGGGGAGGGGAGACUGUUCAGGGUCUGGGGGUGCUACUCAGGGUUUACACAAUAAAUAGCUCCUCCUGAUCCAGGGGUAUCGAACCUAAGAACUUUCAGACUUGUGGGUGUCAACUCCCAGAAUUCCCCAGACAGCUGGCCAUGGAAUUCUGGGAGUUGAAGUCCACAAGUCUUUUAAGUUCCCACGGUUAGACAGCCCUGCUCUAAUCCUUGCCUAAGUUCCUUAAAAACAAACCAGCAAAAUGAAUCCCUUGCAAUCCUCUGAGCCAGGUUUCUCUUUAGGAUCUAGUUUUUCACACUUUCUUCUUUCCCCCCACUUAUGUUGAUGUUGUAUCACGGUUUAUGUUAGCACACACACACACACACACAUACAUAUGUCUUUUCCCAUUAGUUCAAAGCAAUAAAAGACUUUC
Pantherophis guttatus is the source of this 2443-nucleotide messenger RNA. The record is from RefSeq and is a predicted model, not a curated record. Lineage: Eukaryota; Metazoa; Chordata; Lepidosauria; Squamata; Colubridae.